UCGGUGGGACCCAUCUCCGAGAUGCACCGGCUGCAGGUAGUGUUGGGCCACCUGGCCGGCCCGCCCGAGUCGAGCUCUGCGCUGCAGGCUGCGCCCUGCUUCGCUGGCUUCCCGCAGGCCUCGGCCUCCGACGUGGUGGUGGUGCACGGGCGGCGCACCCCCAUCGGCCGAGCCAGCCGCGGCGGCUUCAAGGACACCACCCCCGACGAGCUUCUGUCAGCCGUGUUGACCGCGGUUCUCCAGGACGUGAAACUAAAGCCUGAGCAGCUGGGAGACAUCUCUGUGGGCAAUGUGCUUCAGCCCGGGGCCGGAGCUAUCAUGGCACGUAUCGCCCAGUUCCUGAGCGGCAUCCCAGAGACUGUGCCUUUGUCUACAGUCAACAGACAGUGUUCAUCAGGACUGCAGGCAGUGGCCAACAUUGCUGGUGGCAUCAGAAAUGGGUCUUAUGACAUUGGCAUGGCCUGUGGGGUGGAGUCCAUGACCCUGUCCGAGAGAGGGAACCCUGGGAAUUUCUCUUUGCGCCUGCUGGAGAAUGAGAAGGCCAGAGACUGCCUAAUUCCAAUGGGGAUAACCUCGGAGAAUGUGGCUGAGCGGUUUGGCAUUUCUCGGCAGAAGCAGGAUGCCUUUGCGCUGGCCUCCCAGCAGAAGGCAGCGAGCGCCCAGAGCAGAGGAUGCUUCCAUGCUGAGAUUGUGCCUGUGACCACCACUGUCCUCGACGACAAGGGUGACAGGAAAACCAUCACCGUCAGCCCUGAGCCAGAUUGA
Messenger RNA from Mastomys coucha (southern multimammate mouse), 765 nucleotides. Its product is annotated as 3-ketoacyl-CoA thiolase B, peroxisomal-like. Bases 22 to 765 code for a protein of 247 amino acids. The record is from RefSeq and is a predicted model, not a curated record. The transcript is spliced from 9 exons. Gene Ontology annotation, molecular function: acetyl-CoA C-acyltransferase activity. Gene Ontology annotation, cellular component: peroxisome. Gene Ontology annotation, biological process: fatty acid beta-oxidation; phenylacetate catabolic process. Lineage: Eukaryota; Metazoa; Chordata; Mammalia; Rodentia; Muridae.